GACACGUGUGACACCAGAGCGAUGUCUAUGACCCCAUAACGAUGUGUGUGACCCCAUGACGGUGCGUGUCACCCACGCAGGACCCCCCGGCCCGACGUGUGAGCCCAUAUAUAACCCCAUGACCCCCCCUCUGGCGAUCCCCCCCCGCAGUUCAUGGAGCUGAUUGAACGUGUGGAGCGCGGCGUGCCGCUGCCGGAGCUGCUGGCAGCCUUCAACGAGCCCAGCACCUCAGACUACCUGGUGGUUUACCUCCGCCUGCUCACCUCAGGCUGCCUCCAACGCCACCGCCGCUUCUUCGAGCAACCGUCCCUUGCACGCCCGCCACGCCUCUGCCGAGCCUUCCACUCCCCCGCGCACCCCCCGCCUUCUCCUUGCACGUCCCCUCGCCCAGUUCCCCGCUCCCCAAAACAGCUUCACCGCUGCGCGUGGUGCCCCCCGCCGCCUCGCACGCCUCUGGUGCACAGCCCUUCUUCUCCCCGGCAGGAGGUGGAGCCCAUGUGCAAGGAGAGCGACCACAUCCACAUCAUCGCGCUGGCGCGGGCGCUGCAGGUGCCGGUGUUGGUGGAAUACAUGGACCGGGGCGAGGGCGGUGCCACCAACCCCCACGUGUUCCCCGAGGGCUCACAACCCCGCGUCUGCCUCCUCUACCGCCCCGGCCACUACGACAUCCUCUACAAGUGACCGCGCCGCUCGCACGGCCUCGCACGGGUCCCCAAAGGGCUCCGCGGGGCUUUGCACCAGGCCAGCGGGGCCGUGCGCGGUCCCCCGUGGUCUCACGAGGCUCUCGCACGAGGGCCUCACACGAGUCCCGUGGGGCUGUGCGCGGCUUCAGCGGGUCUUGCACGAGGCCUGCGGGGUUCUGCGCGGCUUGCUGUGGCUCCACAAGGUCCUCGCACGAGUCUCACGGGCCUUUGCACGGCCGUGCGUGGCCUUGCACAAGUCCUGCAGGUCCCUGUCGGGCCUUGCACAGCCCCCCAGGGUCUCGAGCAGCCUCACCGUGGCCUUGCACGAGCCCUGCGGGGCCUUGCACGAGUCCCCGUGCACCCUCGCACGGCCCUUGUGCAUCCUCCCUCCCCCUCAGUUCCAAAUAAAGGUGUGGCCCCCCCAC
Messenger RNA from Meleagris gallopavo (turkey), 1108 nucleotides. NCBI's taxonomy places the organism in Eukaryota, Metazoa, Chordata, Aves, Galliformes, Phasianidae. The record is from RefSeq and is a predicted model, not a curated record.